Messenger RNA from Cydia amplana, 1012 nucleotides. Its product is annotated as gastrula zinc finger protein XlCGF52.1-like. Gene Ontology annotation, cellular component: nucleus. The coding region runs from base 1 to 990 and encodes 329 amino acids. The record is from RefSeq and is a predicted model, not a curated record. The transcript is spliced from 3 exons. NCBI's taxonomy places the organism in Eukaryota, Metazoa, Arthropoda, Insecta, Lepidoptera, Tortricidae. Gene Ontology annotation, biological process: regulation of gene expression.
AUGAGUGACAUCGUAGAAGUAUACAUAAAGGUGGAACGUGAAGAUGAGGACAGUUCGCGCCCGGGUGCGAGCGAGACGGAAGGCAGGACGUAUGAGAAUGAGGUGAAAGAAGAGAUCGUGGUGGAGCCUGAAGUGUCGGGGAUGCUGGCAGUUGAACACGAGGCAGACCCCGUCUGGGAAGACAGAAGCACACCGCACACUAUUCAGCAGGAUGGAAACACACCGCACCCCAUCCGGGCAAAGAGAGAGCUCAGGCCGGGGCAUUUGAAAGCAGCCGCGGCUAUUGCCUGCAGUAUACUAAAACAAGCUGAGCAAAAAAGAAACACCCCACAGAAACCCCAAAGAAAACAGCCCACACAACAGCACACUUGCGACAUAUGCCAAAAAGUAUUCAACAGAAUCAACAACUUGAAAAACCACCAGCAAACGCACGAAAAACAAUAUUGCAACAUCUGCCGCAAAGAUUUACUAACAAGAAAGAAACUACGGAACCAUAUCAGAAGAUUCCACUCAGAGAAACCAUACUCCUGCAAUAUAUGCAAUAAGGAGUUUAAAGAAGCGUACGAAUUAAAACGACAUACGCGAAUCCACACCGGCGAACGGCCCUAUUUGUGCGAAAUGUGCGAAAAAUGUUUCUCCAACGCCGGCGCUCUGAAGGACCAUAGACACACUCAUAAUAACGAGAAACGUUUCACUUGUGACACUUGUCAAAAGCAAUUUAAACAGAAGUAUAGUUUGAAAAUACAUUUGUUAACGCAUACGCAAAAACCAUAUGCCUGCAACAUAUGUAGUAAGGAAUUUGUUCGGUCUGCGGAUUUGAACGAACACAUGUUGUCUCAUAGUGCGAUAAAACCAUACUCGUGCAAUAAGUGCGGAACGCAGUUUUCUAGGAAAGACACUUUUUACAGGCACGCUAAGAGGAAGUUUUGUAUGAGUAUAUCUGAUGAGAAAGCUUUCCUUGUACGUAAUGAGGAUUGCAGUUGGAGUUGAAAAUGUUUGUGAUGAGCAAAGA